UCAACGCGGACGCCAAGGUGCUCAAGGGAACCAAGCUCAACUUGAUUCCCAUGGACACCAACUGCAGCGGCUUCCUUGGCACCAUCAAAGCGCCGCCGUCUCCGCUCGUCGCCGCCUGCGCUCCCGCAGCCACCGCGAGAACCGUGGUCGCUUCCCGACGUCCGAGCUCGCGCCAUGGACGCUCCUCGACGCCCCCCCCGUGCCAUGGCCGCUCCUCGAUGCCCGCCGCCGAGUCGUCACCAACACUGCCGCGUCGUCACUGCCAUCUGCACCCCCUGUUGCCACCAUCGCGUCGUCGCCGCCCUCCCCGCUGCCUGCGCGUUCCACACCGGCGCCGCAUGCACCCUCUCCACGCCCACUGCCAUGUCUAACCGGUUAGGGGAAUUUUGUUCAGAUUUGCUCAAAUUUCAUUCAAAUCCUGUAGUGGACACCUAUCCGAAAUUUCCGAAUUUCAUCCAAUUCGGCGGGCUACGAAUCUUUUUCUGAAAAUAAUCCCAGAACCUUGGCUACGAAUAGCUUUGGAGCUAAUGGAGAAAAAUGUAGUUGCUGUGAUUGGCCCACAAUCCUCUGAGAUAGGCCAUGUCAUCUCUCAAGUUGUCAAUGAGUUACAUGUUCCUCUUCUAUCAUUUGCGGCGACGGAUCCAACUCUUUCUGCAUCAGAGUAUCCUUACUUCAUAAGGACAACCACAAGUGACUACUUCCAAAUGAAUGCCGUUGCUAGCAUUGUUGAUUACUAUCAAUGGAAAAGAGUGACUGCUAUAUACGUCGAUGACGAUUAUGGGCGAGGUGGUGUCUCGGCUCUUGGCGAUGCGCUUGCAUUGAAGAGGGCACAGGUUUCAUAUAAAGCAGCUAUUCCUCCAAAUUCAGACACAGACGUGAUCCGUGAUGUACUGUUUAGAGCAAACAUGAUGGAAUCAAGGAUCAUGGUUGUGCAUGUCAAUCCUGACACGGGUUUGAGGGUAUUUUCUGCAGCUAAGAAGCUCCAGAUGAUGACCAGUGGCUAUGUCUGGAUAGUAACUGAUUGGCUAGCUGCUGUCCUCGAUUCCUCCCCCGCAUCUAGAGAUCCUAAAAACAUAAGUAAUAUUCAGGGAGUAAUUGUUCUUCGUCAGCACACUCCUGAUUCUGAUGCCAAGAAAAAGUUCAUAUCUAGAUGGAACACUGUGGCUCGUAACAGAAGUAUGACUUCUGGACUGAACUCAUAUGCUUUCUACGCUUAUGACUCAGUUUGGGCCGUUGCUCGCUCUGUCGACCAAUUUCUCAAUGCUGGGCAACAGAUCAACUUCUCAACAGAUCCAAGGCUGCAUGAUCCAAACGGCACCACUUUGCGUCUGUCAACUCUCAAGAUAUUCGAUGGUGGUGACCAGAUGCUGCAGCAACUUCUCCUCACAAACUUCACAGGUCUAACAGGUCCAGUCCGAUUUGAUUCAAGCGGCAAUUUGGUACGCCCAGCUUAUGAUAUCCUCAAUGUUGGCCCCUCCGGUGCCAGCUUGGUCGGCUAUUGGUCCAACUAUUCAGGCCUUUCUGUGUCUGCUCCUGAAAUUUUGUAUCAGAUGCCAUCAAAUGCAUCCAGUGACUAUCAGCUGAAGAAUGUGGUAUGGCCUGGUGAUUCAACUGAUAUACCUAGGGGCUGGGUGUUUCCGAACAAUGGCCAGCCUCUCAGAGUUGGGAUCCCAGUUAAACCAAGCUUCAAGACAUUGGUGUCAGGCAGUAGCCCUGAUACUGUGAGGGGUUACUGCAUUGAUGUUUUCAAGUCAGCAAUUAAACUGCUCCCUUACCCAGUUCCUUACCAGUUUGUACCUAUUGGGGAUGGCACAAAGAACCCUAGUUACGUCGGCAUUGUUGGGAUGGUUGCUUCCAAUACACUUGAUGUAGCUGUAGGCGACUUUGCGAUAGUGAGAAAUGGAACACGGCUUGCAGAGUACACACAGCCUUACAUUGAUUCAGGGCUUGUGAUAGUGGCGCCAGUGAAACAUGUAAGCUCAAGCGCCUGGGCUUUCCUUAAACCUUUCACAUGGGAGAUGUGGUUUGUCACAGGCGCUCUUUUCGUUUUGGUGGGAAUUGUGGUGUGGCUACUCGAACAUCGGACUAAUGAGGAAUUUCGAGGGCCUCCACGUAAUCAAAUCAUAACAAUAUUCUGGUUCAGCUUCUCAACAAUGUUCUUCUCACACAGGCAGAACACCGGAACCGCGCUCGGGCGUUUCGUGCUGAUCAUAUGGAUGUUCGUCGUGUUGAUCAUCACUUCAAGCUACACUGCCAGCUUGACGUCAAUCCUGACGGUCCAACAGCUCGCGACAGGAAUUACAGGACUUGAUAGUCUCAUAUCAAGCUCUUUACCUAUUGGAUACCAGACCGGAAAAUUCACCAAAAAAUACCUGAUGAUAAACCUCAACAUUCCUGAGUCUCGAUUGGUGCAUCUGAACACGAUCCAAGAAUACGCUGAUGCCCUUACCCGUGGACCAAAAAAUGGCGGCGUUGCUGCAAUUAUCGACGAGAAGCCAUAUAUCGAUAUCUUCCUGUCACACUACUGCAACUUCAAGAUUGUGGGACAGCAGUUCACAAGGGAAGGAUGGGGAUUUGCAUUCCAGAAAGAGUCCCCCCUUGCUGCAGAUAUGUCAACCGCCAUCCUUCAGCUUUCAGAGAGUGGCAAGCUUCAGAGCAUCCAUGACGAGUGGUUCACAAAGCCGAGCUGCGCCACCGACGAUGAGAGCAAUCUGGGAGCAACCAGGCUUGGCCUCGGAAGCUUCUGGGGCCUUUUCCUCAUCUGUGCCCUGAUCUGUCUCUUAGCUCUGGUGAUGUUCUUCAUACAAGUCUGCUGGCAGUACAAGCAGUACUCCAAUUCUGAAGAUGCUGAUGAGUCCAGUGCAGCUGGCGCUGAUGGUGCUGGCAAAAGACAGCGGAGGCUGUCAGGCCUUGGCAGCUUCAAAGAGAUAGUAAAGUUUGUCGACAUGAAGGAGGAGGAAAUCAUGAAGAAGUCGACGAAACGCCGGUCAGGCGAGAAAGAUAACCAUGCUGCAGGAUUGUCAUAUGCUCAAUCGGUGGCUUCAGCAUAGAACAUGCAUUCUUGCUGAUCGACUUCAAUACUUCAGAAGGCAAAGCAAGGAAGCACAAGACCAACGACAUAUAUAUUGAAUUGGGUUCUCGCCCAAAAGAAAAGUAGUACGAUGAUCUAACUUUUUUCCAGGACAAAAGGCUUUGGUUUAGGCCUCUAACAAUAAGCUACAGGUUGGUCAUUCCUUAAUCCGAAGGGGUUGGAAAGGGGAUGGCAAAUGUUGUAUCUGUGGUGUUUUGGAGACUGUUAACCAUACUUUCUUCUGUUGUGCCCUAGCCAAAGUGAUUUGGGCAAUCUUAAAGGAAGUGUUUGAACUGGAGUUUGUUCCUAGAUCUUUACAAGAGUUUUCAGAAAAGUGGUUACAUGGCAAGGGACCAUUGCCGUAUCGGCUUUUUCUGUUUUUGUUUGCUGGCUUUGCCUGGACGCUUUGGGUGACUAGAAAUAAGAUGGCUAUUGAAAAAGUUUUUCCUAAGGCGCCAACUGAUGUUUUGUAUGCUGCUUUAUCUCUGCUACAGAAGUGGAUCAUGCUGCUCAAGGAAAACGACAGAUGGAGAAUGUCCCAGGUGAAGGAUAUGGUGGUCUGCUGGAUGCGAAGUUUUAAGACAAACUUGAUGCCGACAGAUGUUUACGAAAUUUGAUCAGCUUGUCUAGUUCUUGUUGUUGGUUUGUUAUCAACUUAGCAGUUUGUAAUCCCAGUUUUGUAUCCAAACUACUUGCUUUCUUAAAAGCAGAGGUUUUUCCUCCAUAAAAAAAAGGCUUUGGUUUCGUUAUAGGA
Sorghum bicolor (sorghum) is the source of this 3824-nucleotide messenger RNA. RefSeq names its product glutamate receptor 3.5-like. The transcript is spliced from 7 exons. Bases 528 to 3050 code for a protein of 840 amino acids. Gene Ontology annotation, cellular component: plasma membrane. The record is from RefSeq and is a predicted model, not a curated record. NCBI's taxonomy places the organism in Eukaryota, Viridiplantae, Streptophyta, Magnoliopsida, Poales, Poaceae. Gene Ontology annotation, biological process: G protein-coupled receptor signaling pathway. Gene Ontology annotation, molecular function: G protein-coupled receptor activity; ligand-gated monoatomic ion channel activity.